AUGGCUGCUAAAGGCAAAAAGUCACAGAAGAAAACAAACAGAAAGGAGCUUGUUUCUGUCAAGAGCAAAAAGAAUGAUGAUAUUCUGAGCGAGUCACAGAAGAAACCAAACAGAAAGGAGUUUGUUUCUGUCAAGAGCAAAAAGAAAGAUGAUAUUCUGAGCGAGUCUGAUAUAGAAGAGGAAGAACUGGAAGAACAGAGUGUUGAUAGUGAUGAAGGUGGGGAUUCAGGGUUGGAAAUUUCGUUGGAUGGGGGUGAUACAUUGGCUCGCGAUUUUUUAGAUGGAAGCGAUGAUGAAGCUAUAGAUGCAGCAAAUAUUCUUAUACAACAAGAGGGGCAAGAUGAACUACAACUUAACAUCAAAGAACAACCUGAUGAGUUUCGAUUGCCAACACAAGAGAUGUUUCCACCCGUUGAACUUAUGGAACUAAUUGAAGCUUUUGAAAAGCCUAGGCCUAUCACCCUACGCAUCAACACAUUAAAGACAAGGAGACGCGAUUUGGCUGGUGUUUUGUUGAAUAGAGGCAUCAACUUGGAUCCAUUAAGCAAAGUUGUUGAAGAAGCUUACAAAGGAGUCGAUUGUGGAGAUGGAGGCCCUUUUGGAGCAGUGGUUGUUUAUCCAACUGCACAUGCUGAAGUUACAGCAUGUAAAAAGCUGAACCAAAUUGAGCUCUCGGACUGUGAGAUAUACGCCUCAUGUGAGCCUUGUCCAAUGUGCUUUGGUGCCAUUCAUCUUUCAAGAAUUAAGUUGAGAUAUGUUGCUGGAGUGAAGGAUAUGUUGGAUAAUUAUUUCAUGGGAGAAGAGUUUCCACCCCAACAUUACAUUGUGAAGGAGGCAUCACAGUUGCAUGGAAAUGCAAAUAAGAAAAAAACCCAUGGAGACAAAGGAUGA
Lactuca virosa is the source of this 891-nucleotide messenger RNA. The record is from the annotation of a GenBank genome assembly. Lineage: Eukaryota; Viridiplantae; Streptophyta; Magnoliopsida; Asterales; Asteraceae.